AUGGGGAAGACACGUGGUAUGGGAGCUGCCCGCAAGCUGAAGAACCACCGCAGGAGGCAAAGGUGGGUUGACAAGUCGUACAAGAAGUCUCAUCUUGGAAACGAGUGGAAGAAGCCAUUUGCUGGAUCUUCCCAUGCUAAAGGCAUUGUUCUUGAGAAAAUUGGUAUUGAAGCUAAGCAACCUAACUCUGCCAUUAGAAAGUGUGCUCGAGUCCAGCUUAUUAAGAAUGGAAAGAAGAUUGCUGCUUUUGUGCCAAAUGAUGGUUGCCCGAACUACAUUGAAGAGAAUAUUGCUGGGUUCAAGAGCCACUUCUAUUUGAUGGUUGCUUUGUUACUAUCUUAG
This is a messenger RNA of Fragaria vesca subsp. vesca, 342 nucleotides long. Its product is annotated as 40S ribosomal protein S23-like. Gene Ontology annotation, biological process: translation. NCBI's taxonomy places the organism in Eukaryota, Viridiplantae, Streptophyta, Magnoliopsida, Rosales, Rosaceae. Gene Ontology annotation, molecular function: structural constituent of ribosome. The coding region runs from base 1 to 342 and encodes 113 amino acids. The record is from RefSeq and is a predicted model, not a curated record. Gene Ontology annotation, cellular component: cytosolic small ribosomal subunit; ribosome. The transcript is spliced from 3 exons.